Phaedon cochleariae (mustard beetle) is the source of this 1352-nucleotide messenger RNA. Lineage: Eukaryota; Metazoa; Arthropoda; Insecta; Coleoptera; Chrysomelidae. The record is from the annotation of a GenBank genome assembly.
CUCGAAGCGUAUAUAUUCUGCGUAUAGAUAUUCAUCUGAUAUUAAGGUGAUUCACGAUAUCAUAAAUUUUCAGUUGGAAUAAAGAUUUGAUGAUGGGCGAACCUCAGAUAAAAAAUUUGGAGGAAAUAAUUGGCAAGCUACUAUUAAGCAAUGAGAUCAUCAAAAAAACGGAAAUAGUGAACCUUUUGGAACCCGGAGAAAAUUAUUUGAGUGAAAUGACGAAAAUUCAGGUGUCGGUGAAAAACACAGUCACACAGGCCGAGAGAGAAAUUUACGCUAUUGGUAAAUGCGUCGCUAAGCCACCGCCGAAUGGUAGUGACUUUUUGAAAGAUUUUUCGCCAUUUUUGUUCACCAAAGAAAUGAUGUUCUACAAAGAAGUGGUCCCUGCCAUCCAGACUUUCCUGAAAAACCGUGGAGCCAGCCCUGUGGAUUAUUUCCCGGAGUUUUACGGGGGAAGGCUCAAUUUGUCCGGCGGUAGCAAAGCUGACGAAGAUGCCGUUUUGUUAUUAGAAAAUUUACAUACAAGUGGCUACCAAAACAUGCAACGACACGAAGGAUUCGACUUUGACGCUGCCAAAACAAUUUUAAAAGACCUAGCCCACUUUCAUGCAGUACCAGUAGCAAUGAAACUCCUCGAACCCGAACUGUUCCAAGAAACAAUCAAGAAAAUCUGCGACAUCAAACCACCCCCACCGGCCAAAAAACCAGAAGGCAAACCAGAUGGACCACCAGCGCUGGCGAAAGAAGUGUUGGUUGCGAUCCUAGAAGAAGACGAGAAGUGCGUACCUGCCAUACCGAGCUUCCUCGAGAUUCUGGAGGAACAGAGGAGUAUAAGCUUCGAAGAGAUGUUAAAUAUGAAACAGAGAGAACCCUUCGCCACCAUGGCGCACAUGGACAUGUGGUUAAACAACACCAUGCAGAAGCUAGACCACAAGAACAGACCCAUCAAAAACAAAUUCGUCGAUUUCCAGGUGUUGUCUUACGCCAGCCCUGCCAUAGAUCUACUUUUCCUUUUAAUCACCAGCGUGCAAACUUCUGUUUUGGAGACCCAUUUCGACUACCUGCUGGAGUACUACCAUGAUAACUUCACGAAAGUUCUAAGGGAGUUGGGAUGCGACUUAGCGCCUUUCAGUUACGAAAACUUCUUGGAGGAAGUGAAGGCGGUGAUCCCUGUUUCGAUUGUGCACGGUUCGUCUUUCUCGCUGAUCAUAGUUUUCGGGAAGAAGGGAGUGGCUGCUGAUCCAACUCAGGCUGAUAAGAUGGGCAAAGACGAUCUCGAUCCGAAGGCUCGCGAGAAAUUCAGAUUUAUUGUUCAUGAAGCGUAUAAAAGGGGGUGGAUGCCGCAAAGCUGA